GCCAAAUGAUACCAAGACCAAGAUUUCGAAGAUCAGCCAAUGACUCAGCGUGAUUUAAAAAUUGUACUCCGGUCCCGGGCCGCGCAAGCGAGCCGAGAGCGCUUUGAUGGAAUCUUUGCUUGUUUUUCCGCCAUCAUAAUAUGCAACUGAGUCUCGGACUGCACUCAGACUACCUAUCCGCGUUUGGCCAGGAACUUGAAGGAACACCAUAGCAAGGCCUAGAAGACGUUCGCGAUGCACUCGUGGAGCAGAAGCUUUGCUGAUCUUGAUAAACCAAUACAAGCUUUACGGCACUUCUAAACUUGAUCACCUGGAUUGUGUACCUUGGGUUGGCAAGGGUUCGGCAUCGCGAUUGGAAUUCAUCAAGACCCUGGUUGAUCAUUAUUCCUCAUUCUAAAGUUCGUUCAACUUUGUUCCAGCUUGAAUCACGAAUCAAAAAUGAACCCGAAGACUGUGGUGUAUGAAUCAUCAGACGACGAGGAAUACUCAAACGGCUUGGACGAUUUCAAGAUGCAAGUAGAAGCUUUAGAUCACUCCCAGUCUCCAACUCAACCUUUGGCUGAAGUCCUUGGAGAAAAACUGUCCAUUUCGCAGGAGACAACGCCUCGAGCGACUAAGGUGGAUACGCAUUCACGAAGUCGCUUGUCGCAUGACGACGAGGAGAUGCGUGAGAUCGAUGAAGUAGCUCAACGAUUGAUAGAAUCGGACAGUGAUUCUGGGUCAGCACCGUCGACCGAGCAAUCUUCGCUGUUCUCGAGUCGCACGACCUCGAUAUCGUCCGUUGAAUCCACGUGCCUGAAGCGUGGACCAGACUGGUCGCCGCCUCCCCCGCCAGCGGUUAAGCGCAAAGUGUCAUCUUGCGCACCAGUUGUGAAUCUGCCACAGGUCGGAAAAGGUCGAAAACGCAGAUCCCCCGAGUUCGGUGUCGAAUUAGAUAUUGUCAACAUCGCCCACUGCGAGAAGGCUCAGAUGGUGCUUGAUCGACAUAAACUUGCGUGGGGAACGAUUUUCGAACUGGCACGAGGUGUCACUCGUGGCAUGUGGACAUUCCAAGACAUGACAGAGCAUCGUCUACAAAAACUCAAAGGUUCAAACGCUCAAUCUGCCUGGAAAGUCGCUAUCGUCAUGGCAGACAAAGUUCCAUCUGCGAUGGGAGCGCCAUCUGAACUUUGGCUCGAAUACGAUCGCGAGCAGCUCGCGAUUAUCGAAAACGAAGGUCGCGGUCUGGGAACUAUGGGACAGUGGGAAGGAAAAGACCAUUGGUACGGAGGGAAGAUCCAGCAAGUUGCCCGUGUCGUGAAAGCUGGAUCGUCUUUUAAAUUCGAACUCGAGAAACCAGAGAUUCGGAGAUCACAUCGGUUCGCUCGGUUCUUGGGGUCUCGUCGCAUCCUCCAAGUCCGCGUGCCAGAUAACCUUACCUAUGAUAAACUCGGCUCGGCACUCCGGGAAUUCUUAAUAUCAAGUAAAUUCGUGUUAUGUGGCCGCGUCUUCGUACCCUUCCAUGCUAAGGAAGGGAGCAUGUACCUUUUUGAAACGAACGAGAACAUAGAUCGGCAGACAAACCUUGGCGAUGGCGACAGUCACAGACUGACACUCUACCAGUUCGUGAAAUGGCACAAUCCUCUGAGUUUGAAUUCGAAACAGCCCAUCAGCAAGUGGUCUACACGAUGGGCGCUCGGCCUAUCAACAUCGGUGCCGACAAUUGAAUUCCCUCCAGAAAACAUAUUCUUCAUUAGUGACCAACAUGCUGUGGACUGGGGCAAUGGAAAGCCCCCAGCUGAAAAAAUCAUGACUGAUGGGUGUGGUUAUAUCAGCGGUGCGGCCUUGACGGCCAUCAUGCGAGUGAUGAAGUAUUCGAGUAGACCGACUGCCGUACAAGGACGCAUUGCCGGUGCAAAGGGAAUGUGGAUCUGGAUACGUGAUUCACAGAAUAAGAUCAAUCUUGGCUCGCUACACAAGGUCGACAGCGCGCACAGGAUUUUCGACCUCCUUGCGCCAUCUCGGGUAACCGGGCCAAGUCGUCUGUCGAGUCAGACGCUCGUCAACUUGGCGCAUGGCCGUGUUCCCCUGUCUGUUCUGAAGGAUCUCAUGGCAGAUGGGCUUCACGAGGAAGUCCGUCAGCUGACUGAAUGGAGUGGACCAGACAGCAUGCUUAUGGUCUGGCGAGCUGUGGAGCAAGCCGGCCGUGUUGUAACAUCGAGGCUGCGGCGGCGCAUUGCUGGCCAGGCACGAGCGCUUGGUCUUGGCCAACUCCGACCCAACGAAGAGCUCGCUGCCGGAAUUGAUGAUUAUGACGAUGUCGCGGUGAGCCCAUCGCUGGGUAACUCGGUUAAUCGGGGUCGCGAUCCUUACAGCGGUUCACCGCUGACUCUACAUGAGUCGGUCCUCGAACUCCUGCAGGCCGGUUUUCAUCCUCUUAAGCUUAACCAACUUUUUUACAAACUUGAGUACGUGGUGACCCAAGUCCUCGACGACUACAUUGAGAAAUUCCACAUUCCGGUCAAGGAGUCCCUGGAAGCUUAUAUCAUACCGGAUCCGUAUGGGGUCCUCGAGGAGGGGGAAAUACACUUCCGUUCUUCAGAACUCAUCACUGACCCUGAAAGCGGUACCCAGAUGGAUACCGUGACAGGGUCUGUUUUGGUGUGGAGGAAUCCCACAAGACUGCCCUCCGAUGUUCAAAAGGUCACUGCCAUCAGCCACCCAAAAUUGGCUAAUUACUUCGAUGUCAUCGUGUUUCCUGUGAAAGGGGAGCGCUCAUUGGCGAGCUACUUGGGUGGAGGAGAUUAUGACGGAGAUACGGUCACGUUGGUCUGGUCCAAACGUCUUGUCGAGACCUUCAACACCGCACCGCUGUGUACGGCGCCUGCGAGUUUGAGCGACGACUUUGAGAGAGAAGUUGAACAUGUUGAGGAUUUUGACGGACGAGUAUCCAAGCUCUCUGCAAAGGAGGCUCAAACUGCGUUCCAGAAGGUCCUCCUCCUUGGACUCGCAGAGACGAAAGUCGGAUUAUAUUCAAAGUUCCAUGACCUCGCCGUGUAUGAGCGCGGCUAUGCAAGUGCUGCCGCCACUCGACUGGCAUACAUGUUCACUACCUGCCUUGAUGCGAGCAAGACGGGGCUGCGGGUCAAAGCCCAUGUCUUCGAGCAAGAUCGCAAAUCUUGUGGGAACCGCAAGCCUUAUUACAUGGUCGCUCUCGAACAGAAAACCGAGGGUCAAGCGGUAUCGAAGCGCAAGGGCUCGACUCCGUACAUUCUCGAUGCCCUUGUUGAUGAGGGCCGUCGCCUCCGCGACGAUUUCCUCAAACAAUAUUCUGUUCUCCGGAGUUCUUCCACUAAGACGGCAGACCACGACCUCACCUCCCCUUACCUUUCUGCGUCUCGUAGGGCAACGCAAGCUUCGUACGCGGGUUUUCACAUUCUGCAAGAUAACUUAAGCGCCGUCAAAGUCCAUGUCCAGAGAGCAUAUGGGGACUGGCAAGCCGCCGUUGCUCUCCAGAAGAAGACUUCGGAAGAGAGGGGGUCUUCGGAUCCCAAGUCACAAGCGAUCCAAAAAUCCGUGCAACACUUUGCGCGGCGGCCAGAGGAACUCAAAAUUAUCAUGGCAUCCUACGCAUACAAUCUUAGCAGUGCAUUCGGCUUCUCCGUUGCAUUCGCGGAGCUCUGCGCCAUCAAGGCACGAGUCCAAGGUGCUGUGCUUUUUGCAGAUAGGUUCGCAGAAGUGAUGUGUAUUCCUAACAAUAUCCUUCGAGCCCUUUCACAAGCAUAG
Messenger RNA from Suillus subalutaceus, 3765 nucleotides. RefSeq names its product RNA dependent RNA polymerase-domain-containing protein. The transcript is spliced from 17 exons. NCBI's taxonomy places the organism in Eukaryota, Fungi, Basidiomycota, Agaricomycetes, Boletales, Suillaceae. Gene Ontology annotation, molecular function: RNA-directed RNA polymerase activity. The record is from RefSeq and is a predicted model, not a curated record. The coding region runs from base 439 to 3765 and encodes 1108 amino acids. Gene Ontology annotation, cellular component: nuclear RNA-directed RNA polymerase complex. Gene Ontology annotation, biological process: siRNA processing.